Oryctolagus cuniculus (rabbit) is the source of this 512-nucleotide messenger RNA. RefSeq names its product leukocyte specific transcript 1 (gene LST1). Gene Ontology annotation, cellular component: membrane. The record is from RefSeq and is a predicted model, not a curated record. Gene Ontology annotation, biological process: cell morphogenesis; immune response; dendrite development. NCBI's taxonomy places the organism in Eukaryota, Metazoa, Chordata, Mammalia, Lagomorpha, Leporidae.
AGGCCGCCCGGCUGCAGAUGAGGAACUUGGGGCACGUGACUAACCCUAGGCCAGUUAGCCCAAGCGCUGGGUCUCCUGACCGCCAGGUCAGUCGCCAGUCCCCCGCCAGCCUCAUGCCAGCUUGCCAUGGGUAACAGCUGGUGUACAAAGAACCUGUGCCCUUUGCUCUACGUGGGCUUGGGGCUGCUGGGGCUGCUGCUCCUGGUCGGGACCAUUCUGUCCGCCUGUCUGUGCCGGCUCCUUAGGAGAGUGAAGCGGCUGGAGAGGAGCUGGGUCCAGCGCUCGGGGGAGACGGAGCUCCAUUACGCGUCUCUACAGAGGCUGCCCGUGCAGAGUGCAGAGGGCACGGAGCUGGCCCACGGAGAAGGAGAAAGCAUGAAGGAGGACCCCAGUGCUGACUACGCCUGCAUUGCUAAAAACAAGCCCACCUGAGCGCCCAGGACACCUGCUUCGCCCCAGCCAGAGGCCAGCAUCACCCGGUGGUGCUCCCAGUAAAGACUGUGGUGCGGUCA